This is a messenger RNA of Cynocephalus volans (Philippine flying lemur), 1942 nucleotides long. RefSeq names its product iodothyronine deiodinase 3 (gene DIO3). The transcript has a single exon. NCBI's taxonomy places the organism in Eukaryota, Metazoa, Chordata, Mammalia, Dermoptera, Cynocephalidae. The record is from RefSeq and is a predicted model, not a curated record. Gene Ontology annotation, biological process: thyroid hormone metabolic process. Gene Ontology annotation, molecular function: thyroxine 5'-deiodinase activity.
AGGGGGCGGGCUUGGGCCGGAGGUGGAGUCUCCCGCCAAUUGAAACCUCAGAUAUAAAUUGGACUCUCUUGCACGGCUGGAGCCCAGAUGCCUCGCCAGGCCUCCUCGAGGUUGGUGGUCGGAGAAGGCGACGGGGCCCAGGGGGCCUCGGGGCCUGCGGCCACCAUGCUCCGCUCCCUGCUGCUUCACUCCCUGAGGCUCUGCGCCCAGACAGCCUCGUGCCUCGUGCUCUUCCCGCGCUUCCUGGGCACGGCCUUCAUGCUCUGGCUCCUUGACUUCCUGUGCAUCCGCAAGCAUAUCCUGGGCCGCCGCCGCCGGGGGCAGCCCGAGCCCGAAGUGGAGCUCAACAGUGAGGGCGAGGAGGUGCCCCCCGACGACCCACCCCUCUGUGUGUCCGACGACAACCGCCUGUGUACCCUGGCGUCGCUCAAGGCGGUGUGGCAUGGCCAGAAGUUGGAUUUCUUCAAGCAGGCGCACGAGGGCGGUCCGGCACCCAACUCCGAGGUGGUCCUGCCCGACGGCUUCCAGAGCCAGCGCAUCCUCGACUACGCGCAAGGGAACCGCCCGCUGGUGCUCAAUUUCGGCAGCUGCACCUGACCACCAUUCAUGGCGCGCAUGAGCGCCUUCCGGCGCCUGGUCACCAAGUACCAGCGCGACGUCGACUUCCUCAUCAUCUACAUCGAGGAAGCGCACCCCUCCGACGGCUGGGUCACCACGGACUCCCCCUAUAUCAUCCCGCAGCACCGGAGCCUGGAGGACCGGGUCAGCGCAGCGAGGGUGCUGCAGCAAGGUGCCCCUGGCUGCGCUUUGGUCCUCGACACCAUGGCCAACUCCAGCAGCUCGGCCUAUGGCGCCUACUUCGAGCGCCUCUACGUCAUCCAGAGUGGCACCAUUAUGUACCAGGGCGGCCGUGGCCCCGACGGCUACCAGGUCUCCGAGCUGCGCACUUGGCUGGAGCAUUACGAUGAGCAGCUGCAUGGCGUUCGGCCCCGUCGUGUGUAAACAACCAACGGACAAUUGACUGAACUUGGAGGGCUGGGCCUUCGAGCAAGCCCACGUGCAAGCACCCCAAACGAAGUCAAGUUGGCGAGGCCCCAGUGACACAGAUACGUUGAGCCAGAGAUUUCGGGCUGUCUGCGCUUUCACCCACCUGAAGACUCUCCCCUGGGUCCCCACGACCCUGCUUCUAUGACUGUCUCUCACUUGUACCUACGUGGUCCAUUCAAAACCCCCUUCAGAGCGCGGAUGCAGCGAGCACCCUUGUCUGUGUGCCCCCAGGACUUGCCCCCUUAAGCACUUUCUCGCAUCUGCUCCCUAGCGCUCCAUCAGACAAGCUCCUUAGCCCUGCGCCUCUCUCUAAGCGCAGGGACCUUAGCCACACCCGCGCGCCCUGAGCGCAGCUGUGUUCCAGCAGCGCUGUCAGCUCGCUUUAGUUGCCUGGCACCCACCUGUCGCGCGCAGGGAGGGGGUACCCUGCUGUUUUCGUGUCUAUUUCUCGUCCCUGAGUUGGGGGAAGGGAUUCGGGGAUGGGGAUGUGUGGGCGGAGUAGUUUCCCCCUCCUUGUUUGGGGUGCGUACAAGCCCCACUGUUGAUGACGAAUUGUCUCUAACUGGUCUUGACCACGAGCCGGUUCUGAAUUGCAGGGGGUUCAAAGCAGCGCCUAAACCUUGAGGGGGAGAGUGCUCUGGGUUUCCCUGAGGAAACCACCAUUAAGGGGGUGGGGGAGGGAGGUCAGAGGGUCUGUUUAGGGACCAGAGGAAGAUGGCUUGAAAGGCAUUGGCGAGGUUCGCAGCGCCCCAGCGAGAGAGGAGAGUCUGGGACUCCCGAGGAAAGGUGUUUGGGUGGGGGAGUCCGGGGAAAGGGACGUGAGGGGAAUCCUAGGCAGAGCUGCUGAUUGCGGGGCCGGGGGUGGAGGGCCCCCGUUUCGAAGGCCAUUUGUUGA